This is a messenger RNA of Pararge aegeria (speckled wood butterfly), 7247 nucleotides long. RefSeq names its product anaphase-promoting complex subunit 1 (gene shtd). Gene Ontology annotation, biological process: protein K11-linked ubiquitination; metaphase/anaphase transition of mitotic cell cycle; anaphase-promoting complex-dependent catabolic process. The transcript is spliced from 25 exons. Gene Ontology annotation, cellular component: anaphase-promoting complex. The record is from RefSeq and is a predicted model, not a curated record. Lineage: Eukaryota; Metazoa; Arthropoda; Insecta; Lepidoptera; Nymphalidae. The coding region runs from base 142 to 6444 and encodes 2100 amino acids. Gene Ontology annotation, molecular function: molecular adaptor activity.
UUGCUUAUGCGAAUUAUUGUGAUCGGCAUUUUGCAAUAAUUUCCAAUUUUCUUAAAACCAUUGUAUUUAACCUGUGUUAUGAUCUGUUUUCUUACGUGAGGGUGUUAAAAUUAUAUUAUUUCAAAUCUGGAUGACAAAACAAUGAUUGCGGCUUCGGAACCUUUGGAGUUUGUACCGCAUGGAAGAACAGUAUUAGCAAAACACCCUGGGCAGAUAUACAGCAAAGGCCGCAAUGUGUCCUCAUCUGAAAACUCACUGCUCUAUAAGUUAACAAACUUUGCUAUCAAAGAUGAGACCCUGGAGGGCAAGGAGGAGCAGGAGUGGUGGAAUAUUAGAGAAGUUUAUUAUAGAGUUGAAGACAUAAAGAACUCACUGCAAGAAGUUCAAAAAGAACCAAAAUGUGAAUACAUGGAUUACUUUCGACCACCGAGUCGUCUUAAAAAUGAUUUUAACAUGUCUAUAAAAUCUGAACUCCUGAGCGGCAUAAGAAGAGAUGAUAUACCAUCAGCUGGCCCAUCCAGGUCAGGAAGUGCUAACAGUUCCAGCAAUAUGUCCAAGAAGUUCAACUUGAACUGUAGCCAGAGUAAGAAACCAAGGAAGAGGCCACUGAACCCAAAAACUGAUUGUUAUUAUGAAGAAGAGUUGUAUGUGAGGGGCUGCACUGCUGUUUGGUCCAAAGGUUUAAUAUCAUCUCCAGCUACAAAGCAAACUGGGCCUGAACAUCGCGAAACAAUCGCUUGCUACACUAUCGAUAAUACCAUAAAACAUGCCACUUUCGUCGACUUCCACGUAGACAUAAACAACACUAUGCUAAUCGACGCGCUAAACUCACAAAUAGGCGAUUUCAAAAAGAAUAUAAAAGUCGAAGAUACCACAGAGCAUAUAGAGCGUGAAGUUCUUCCCUCGAUACUGCUUAUAGAUAGUAAAUGUAUGCGAGUCUACGCCAUAGAUGGCAGAGAAUAUAUAGCAAGUAUUCCCUUCCAAGUUAAAAAAGUGUGGCCUAUGAAAUACGGCGUUUUAUUGGAGAAAGAUGCAACACCUAUAUUACACAAUUCCGUGCUACCUUCCUCGUUUUUAAAACUGAACGAAUCUCACAACAGUUCGUUUUUGAAAUCUCGAAAUUUCCCAUUUAGUAUGAGCGCUCGAUUACGCCAAGAGUCGAUUUCUGGUUAUGACCAAGAUUGUCCUUUACCCACAUGUUUUUCUCUAACCCAUCCUUUGGAUGACGUUAUACCGAUUCUAAUGAAAUCGUCCGCACAAGGUUUGCAGUACUACAACGAUGGUGACUUACAAAUCAUCUUCGUAAGCACAGAUCCCAGUAUAAUACUUCUUUACGAUUGGAAAUUACAAACUCAUUCGUUAUGGAAGAUACGUAAAGCCACCCGUGAUGAAUGUUUGGCCAUGUGCCCAAACAUGAAUUCCUCGUUUAACCAAACAUGCGAUUUCGUUGGUAGUCCAAUGCAUAGUAUGAGGAAUCCCAGUUUUAACGGCAGCCAGUAUCAUUUGAAAAAGGGUCCUGAAACUCCAACACGGUCGAGGCAUAAUAGUCCAAUGGCUAAUGUUUUUCACCAACAAGGGCUUUCACCGCACUCGUCGAUUGGCCAGGCUAGUUCAACUACUAUGAUGUCAAAUACUAUCGGCCAAGCACCCCCUUCACUGCCUUUAUAUCCUGAUAUUUGUCUAGACCAUAUAUGGACAGACAGCCAAGUUAUAAGACGCGACACAGUCGAAAGUCCGAAUGACAUCAAAGCGUUCUUACACACAGAUUUGGUCGGUCACGAUUACUUAUGCUUUAUGGUUAAAGUAAAUGGGGUUACCAGGUUACAAAUUGUGAGGUUGCAAAAAUCUCAUUCGCACGGGCAAUUGUCUAAAACGAAUAUCAUAGUCGGGUCUAUAUCGUCGGCUUUGGCGAAGGAUGCUGUUGUGUUGGACCAUUUGAAGAUGAUCGCGCUGAUUGAUGAGACUGGCAACAUUAUACUGCAGUCUGGCAACAACUUUGUUGGCAAGGUACAUGUAGGAGGUAUUCUAGCAAGACUUAUAGACUCUCCGUACACAAAGCAGUCGACAUUCCAAUCUCCGUUUCCAAGACGCAGUAGUCUCUUGCCAACUCGAUGUGAUGCAACCUCGUUCGACGACUCCGCGUUACAUUUACUGUCACCUGUACUACAUUCCUCGGUGUCGAGGUUGGAACCAAGAGAGAAUUUAGGUAUACGCAGCCUAUGCGACGCAGCCGGCGCCCGAGUAAGCGUUCGGUCUGAAGCGGGUCAGUUAUAUCGUAUAGCGUUACCGGAACACGUAUGCUCGCCGCUCGUCACUCGAUGCUGCGCUGCCUUUAGCACCGCCUUGCCUAAGGACAUCACUAUGCAGGUCAUAAUCAAAUGGUACGGCGUGCGUAACGCACCAGGCACCCAGGAUAUAACUCCAGGGCAGGAAUGGGCGAUGUUCUCCGACCUCAUACUAUCCCUGAUAGGAUACGAUGUAGAGAGACUUUCCCAGAGUCGUCAGAACGAAGAAGAACAGGUUGAAGUCGUCACUAAAAAGCAGAGAACCUCCAGUGACGGCACUCAGGACGACUGGGAGUAUCUGCUGAACUCAAAAAUGCACAAAACCAUUGGCAACUCUUUAGCAAACAUGCUGAAUCUUAACCAAAUACAGUCAGAAACAACAAGACAUUCGAGAACAAGCGAAAAGCAAGACGAAGACGCUGAGAAACCAACGCUAUUUAACACCAAUUCUUUGCUAUUUCCGUACACAGUACACGUUUUCUACGCAUUCCACUUACUGUACGAAGAUUUGAAACUUAAUUCGCUUUUAGCAAGCGAUUUGAAGCCGUUAUCGGAAUUUCUAUACCAGAUAUCGAGGGACUUAUGCUUGGAGAAAUAUGUGGCUCAUUAUUGGCUAGAUUUUCCUACGGAUUACAACUUUGAGUACGAUGAGGGCGAUAGUCAAAUGAAUGAAGCUAUUUUGAAGAAAUUAACUCAACCUAACUACUUUAACACUGAGCCGGCGAAUAUAUUUAGUUACAUUAACUUUUUGUUAAAAGAUGUCGACGUUGGAUACUAUCCGUUUAUGCCAGAUGUGAAUCACAUGUCACGCGAUCUUAUAGAGAUCCUGGCGACGGUUGGUUGCGGAUCCGGCGCCGGGGUGCAAGCGCUCAGCAGCCGCGACUCCGUAGCCGCCAGCAGCACCCCGCGGGCCCGGGACCCGUCCCCCCUGCACACCCCCCACGCCAGGGCUGUGAUGCUGGCUUGCGAUAGAGGUAUAACGCCUCGGGAUAUCGACAACCUGCCGCCCGCGUUGGCGCUGAUGCUGGUGACGAUAUUCAGCCGCUGCAAGAGCGACCCGCCGGUGGACUGGCCGCCGGAAGCUUACAACCUGGUCAUGAGAGAGGAUCUAGCGCUCCAAGCGGAUAUCGCUGACACCAUCAAGUCUGCUGAUGAAUAUAUGGAAUCCCUGGCAUUAGAAGUGCUAGAAAAGGACACUGCAUACACGCAACUGCCCCAUCAAGGUGAAGAGCCGCCGCAGAAGAACGACGAUGACACCAGCACUGGAAUGGAGCAUCUGAACACCAAGUUGUUGAGCCUUUUGUACCCGAGGGACCAUCGAAUGACAGAAGUGUUCAACCUUCUUCAGUCUUCUAUCCCGGUGACCAUCAACUUGACCCAGAGACCCGAAGUGUCUGAUCACGAUUUCAUCGAAGAGCAAGAGAAAUAUCUUUACGCCAUCAGUACUAGGACUAUGGCGUUGCCGGUGGCGAGAGGCAUGGUAACCCUGCGCAGUCUUCCCUGUUCACCAACGGAACCGUUAACUCUGCCGAAGCUCUGCGUAUCCGGCCGUGGCCCCCCUCCCCGCUGCAACACGAUCACAUUGGGCGGGGGAGACACGCCCCCCCACUGCUUGCUGUGGCCCACCUUCCACAACGGAGUGGCGGCGGGUUUAGCGCUGGUGCCCAUGACCGGAACUAGUAUUCACUCUAGCUGGAUCAUCUACAACAAGCCGAGGGGUACUCAGGACAUGUCGACGGAGCACGCUGGAUUCCUACUAGCUCUCGGACUUAAUGGACAUCUCAGGGAUAUGCCUUUCAUGAACAAAUACGAGUACCUGGUCAAGUGUCACGAGAUGAUCAGCAUUGGUCUCCUUUUGGGCCUAGCUGCUACGUAUCGAGGUACAAUGGACGUGCAAGCCACUAAAAUGAUGAGCAUCCACCUGGAACCUCUGCUGCCGCCCACCUCCAUCGAGUUAGAUAUCCAGCAGGGAGUUCAAGUAGCUGCACUGCUAGGAGUGGGUCUUUUGUACCAAGGCACGGCGCAUGCGCAUUACUCGCAAGUUCUUCUCAACGAAAUCGGCAAACCGCCGGGUCCAGAUAUGGAGAACUGUGUAGAGCGGGAAGGGUACGCGCUGGCGGCGGGCCUGGCGCUCGGCCUGGUGUGUCUGCGGGCCGCGUCCACCACGCCGCACUUGGCGCACAUCGCGCCACAACUGAGGACCUACAUGCUCGGCGGAGACCGACGCGUCAACGGGUCGCAAAAGGACAGAUACAAGCAAAGCUCAUUCGCUAUCCGAGAGGGCGGCACAGUUAACUUGGACGUGACGUCACCGGGAGCGACCGUAGCCCUAGGGCUGCUGUACUUGCGAUCCAACAGCGCAGCCGUGGCGGAGUGGCUCAAGCCACCAGCCACUGCGUAUCUACUGGACUUCGUGCGACCUGAUCUGCUCAUGUUGAGGGUUAUAGCUCGGGGUCUGGUUCUCUGGGACAGCAUAGAAGCAAGCGAGGAAUGGAUCGAGAGCCAAGUCCCGCCCACCAUCAAGCCGUACUGCUUCGUGAAACCCACCGAAGACAACAUCGACUACGAAGCUAUGAAUCAGGCGUACUGCAACAUAAUCGCCGGCGCGUGUUUCACGCUGGGCCUCCGGUUCGCCGGCUCGGGGGACGACGACGCGCGGGACGCGGUACUACACUUCGUGUCCUUGUUCCUGCGGCUCAGUGGACGCGGCGUGGCUGAGUUGGCGGGCGGCUCCACCUUCGAGGCCUGCACAUGCGUGUGCUUGCUGGCAGCGGGCAUGAUCACGGCGGGGAGAGGCGACAUCCAAGUCCUGCGCGCGUGUAGGCGCCUGCGCGCCCGCCUGCCCACCGCCCCGCGCCCCGCGCCCUCCGCCCCGCCCGCGCCGGCGCCGCUCACGCACGGUGCGCAGAUGGCAGUGCACUGCACCAUAGGCCUGCUGUUCCUGGGCGGCGGCCGGUCCACGCUGUCGAGCUCCCCAGAAGCCGUGGCUGCGCUGAUCACUGCCUUCUUCCCCAAACUGCCCACGCACAGCGAAGAUAACAGGUAUCACCUUCAAGCAUUUCGGCACCUGUACGUGCUCGCAGUCGAGCCUAGGUUAAUAUUGCCCAGGGAUCUCGCCACCGGGAAACUCUGCUAUGCUCAUAUACAGGUCAUCGAUCUGCAAGGUGUUGUAAAAGAAAUGAAGGCGCCUUGUAUUAUACCGGAGUUGAAUACUUUGAAACAAGUGAAGAUAAACGAUCCUAGAUACUGGCCCAUCACAUUCCACCGGGAUCAAAACUGGGACCAGCUCAAAACAUUCCUCGACUAUACAUGGUGCGUCGAUAUAAAACAGCGCGCCGGUUGCCUAUCGUACUCGGACGACCCGGAAGGCUUCCUCACGAUAUUGGCCCAAACGUUGACCUUGGACAAGUCAAACAUUUGGUCCACCAGCACAGAGAACAUAGACCUGUUCACCAACGACGACAAAGUGAAGAACUUUGUGAAGCACUAUCUGGCGAAAGACAUGAACAGGAAUAGAGAUAUCUGCGGCGACUGCCUGCUGCUGCAGAGGAGGCGGAAGGGGCUCAAGAACGAGGUUCUGCUUCCGCGGCAGUGCCUGUGCAGGAAGUACAACAAGGAGGAGCAGGAAUACGUGCAGGGCCUGAGCAUGGUGACGUACGAGUGCGUGGUCAAGGAUAUUAUGUGCGCUUUGCCGAUAUGGACCACUUUCUUGAAGAUAAUGAAAGCAAUGAAAACGGAACCUACGUCGUACUACACGUGGCAAAUCAAACUGCUCCUCUCGCAGCUAGACAAUUACAACAAGCGGGCGUCCAGCGAGAUGCCCGUCGACGGGGCCGACUCGCCGUGCGAGCCGCUCAUAUCCAACGAGUUCACGCUCGCCAUCAAGCAGAAAAUCGCGCUAAUAUACGACAAAUGGGAGAUUAAGAUAACCCCAUACCUAAGAAGAUACCUUCGCAUGCCGGGCUGCAGAGAGGGACUGUUCGAAGGCAUCGGAAAAGUCAACAGCUCCACGGAGUGGGAGAACCGCAGGAUGUUCAGCUCAUUCGUGGUGUUCCACUCGCUGUCCAGGGACGUGUGGUCGGAUGAGAUGUCCAUGGUGCUGGGCGACUCCCGCUUGAACGCGGAUGCUGUUAGCAAGAUCUCCGCUCUGCUUAGAUGAUUGAGGUCGUUGACCGGGAGGGUCACUCGGUCGAAAUGUCGCGGCGAUUGCGUCCACGACUGGUGUUAAAUUACGUCACGUUGGAACAGCUCAGAACUGUUAGAAAUGUGAACGGACAAAGUGUAUACUGAAAAACUCACCGCGAUAUUAGAAAGUAAAGACAGUGUUUUAGUGCUUCUAUCGCUCGCGCACAAUACACAAAUCUCGUAUGACACUAGAAAUAUGCCAGUUCUUGUACACAAAUCUGUAAGCGAAACUGAAUUCACCAGUCUUAAAGUAAUGUUGUCCUUCACUCUUGAUCUUUCUUUAGAUCUAGUACAGAAAAUGUUACUUACACAAAUAUGGCCACAUACACACACACACACACACACACACACACACACACGCGCGCGCGCGCGCACACACACGCGCGCACACACACGCACGCACACACAUAGCCACCCGUAAAAUUUAUAUCAUUUUUUAUUUUAUUUUUUCAUGUAAAGGAGAAUGACCAAUAUAGUAUGGAACCACUUCCAAAUAUUUUCGAUAAAUGGUAUCAUAAAACAAAGCUUAAAUAAAUAUUAAUAUUGGAAACCCAGAUUCUAAGAAUACGUUAGGUUAGCUUUACUGAGAGUCACAGGGCUCCAUAACACAACCCUGCAGUAGUUUUAGCUUUAAAAAAAUUAAAAAAAUGUUCUAUGAACAUGACAGUUCAUAAUCGAUUAUGUUUCGAUUACCUCCGAUCGAUUUGAUUAUAACAUCACUAUAGUCGUAAAAAAGUAAUAGGCCCGUUUUGACAUUUGUCAUCGCGACGUAACUAG